Cheilinus undulatus (humphead wrasse) is the source of this 8288-nucleotide messenger RNA. It is a transcript of the gene stab1, whose product is annotated as stabilin 1. Bases 512 to 8164 code for a protein of 2550 amino acids. Gene Ontology annotation, molecular function: hyaluronic acid binding. Gene Ontology annotation, biological process: cell adhesion. The transcript is spliced from 70 exons. The record is from RefSeq and is a predicted model, not a curated record. Lineage: Eukaryota; Metazoa; Chordata; Actinopteri; Labriformes; Labridae.
UAGAGCAGCUCCAGCCUCUCUUACUGCUCUGUGCCUCGCGGGACACUGAGCAGGGAGCUAAUUUCUUAGUUUAAUCUGUUUUUAGCUCCUAUAUUAUAAGGAUUCCUGCCUUCAUGCUGAAAAAAGUAAACAAACAGUGCUGAUGAUACCAGCACUGCUGGAAUUUUCCCUGUAGUUUUUAUUUUUUACAACUUGAGGGCAUUUUUAUUUCCAGAGUUUUUGCGUCUGUUGACAGCAAGUUGCUUUUAGUUCUUCUACAAGUAUAAUCACUGGAUUUCAUCUCUAUUGUUCUCUAAUAGUUUUUCCCACUCUCAGGAUGUUGUUGUUGGUGUGUUUUUCCUGUUAAAGAACAGGUUGUUUUUUAGGUGUAUGCUAGAUGUGAGCAGACAAAGCUGACGUGAAGAUCCAACAUUCUUCUACUUUAUCAUCUGAUUUUUUGUUUUUUUCCUACUGAGGAGGGCGCUGGGUUGGUGGAUUUAUUUUUCCCUCUCUGGAUGUGACACUUUGAACCAUGUGGCUUCUGCCUCUCCUGCUGCUGCUCUGCCUGCAAACUUCACUGCAACAACAGACUGUUCCCCCUGGUCGCUGUGAUAUUGCACAGAGGAUAGAUGCCUACAGCAUCUGCACAUCCUGUGCUGCUGUCACCACCAGCAGCUGCCCACAUGGCUUCAGCAAGGUUCGCACCACCAACUGCAGUUAUGUGGUGCAUAUUGGCAGCAGACCUCUCGAGCUGCCUGGAUGUCGGCAUGAAUGUGCAAAGAGUUUCAUGCAGCCUGUAUGCUGUCAAGACCACUGGGGACCCCUAUGUCUACCUUGUCCCAGCUGGUCAGGAAAAACAUGCAACUUUCAUGGAACCUGUCAGGGUGGAGACAUCGGCAACGGGACCUGCAUCUGUGAUGAUGGCUUUUCAGGUUUUGCAUGCCAAGAGUGUAAGAAUCCAAAUGCUUAUGGGGAAAACUGUGAUAAAGUGUGUGACUGUGUGAAUGGAGUAUGUAAUAAAGGUCCAGAUGGUGAUGGACAGUGUUUGUGUCAGCCGCCAUACAGUGGGACACGCUGUGAGUCAGUGAGUAACAGUUGCAAUAACUGCAGCCCAUACUCGUACUGUAAAGGAGUGGGAGACAGCGCCUACUGCGAAUGCUUGCCUGGACACAGGAGAACACCACAGGGAAGAUGUACAAGCAUCUGCUCAGGGAGAGACUGUGAUGUCAACGCCCAGUGCUCUGCUCAGGGGUCUAAAGUCAGCUGUGCCUGUAAUCCAGACUACCAGGGUGACGGAAAGGUCUGUGUACCCAAAAACCCCUGCUCUGAGAACAACGGAGGAUGUCCCAUCAACUCUACCAUCUGUGUCUUUAAAGGACCCAACAAGUCCAGCUGCGAGUGCAUGUCUGGCAUGUCUCCUAUAGGUGGCAGUGCUCAGUUUGGUUGUCAGCUGGUGGAUGCCUGCAUAGUAAACCCCUGUGACCUCUCAGCUGUCUGCCAAACGGGACUGGAUGGAAAACCUAGGUGUGUGUGUGAUCCAGUUCAGAUUGGUGAUGGCCGACGUUGUUUUGAUAACCUGGCGGAUCGGCUGAUCGAGCUGAAUACCAGAGGAAAAUGGACAGGAAGUCUGGGUGGAGCUUUAUCUCUGUUUUCAGGGCAAGACUGUUCACUGCUGCUGCGUCACAACGGACCACUCACUGUUUUCCUCCCGAUACUGAAAACACCUCUCACGGGUGUUACCGAAGGGCAGGUGUGUACAAACCACAUCAUUCUAGGGCAGCACCUCUAUAGAGAUCUGGAGGGACAAGACUUCAAUUUGUAUGGAGGAGCCAGGCUCAGGAGCAAAGGCAACAAGAAGUUCAUCCUGAUGGAAGAUCCCAGCAAAGUUUACACCAUUAUCCAAGAAGACCUGCCAGCAGCCAAUGGUGUCAUUCACAUCAUCGACCAGCCAAUAACUAACACUCCUGAUAGGCCUGCUCGUGAUGAACAGUUUGCUGAUAAGACCAUUGGGGAAAUUCUGACCAAGGAUGACAGAUACAACCGCUUCCUGUCCCUCGUUGAUAACUGUGGAGCUCCCCCUCCACUGCGAGGUCCAGGACCUCUGACUGUGUUCAUCCCCACUAACGAGGCAGUGGACCAAGCCAGAGACGGCAGCAUCUUGUACAUGCUACAUGAUGCCAAACAUAAACUUCAGGAACUCCUUAGACACCACGUUUUCAACCAGGCUAUGCUGACAGUGGAGGAGUUGGCUGCUGUCCCUCAGAUUCAGACAAUGGCAAAUCAGAUUGUCUCCAUCACUGUGUCCGAUAAUGGUGAAAUCCUAUUGGGGGAGAAGGGUGUCCAUCUGAAGAGCACCAACAUUAUAGCAUCCAACGGUAUCAUCCACAUGAUUGACGGUUUGCUUUACCCGCCCUCUAUCCUUCCCAUCCUGCCUCACCGCUGUGACGUUAUCGAGAAGAAGAUCCUUGUGGGUCAGUGUGAUCACUGUGGGUUCUUCCGUGAGAUUCCGUGUCCAGAAGGCAGCACAGAAAUGGAAACCUAUUUGACUGGCUGUGAAUAUCACGAGAGUCCUGUCAGCAUGUUUCUCAGACAAGGCUGCGCCAAAUACUGCAACGCCACCAAACUGGUACCAGAGUGCUGUAGAGGUUUCUAUGGUCCAGAUUGUAAACCCUGUAUUGGAGGAUUUCAGCAUCCCUGCUAUGAUAAAGGAACAUGCUUUGAUGGUAUCCAAGGUAAUGGCUCAUGCAGCUGUCAGCCAGGCUUUGAGGGGAUCGCCUGUCACAUCUGCUCUGAUCCCAGAAAGUUUGGAGACAAGUGUGACGAAGAUUGCCACUGUGUCCACGGUGAGUGUGAUAACCGUCCAGGCAGCAGUGGAGCAUGUCGGCGAGGAUCCUGUAAGGAGGGCUACUCUGGGGAGAACUGUGACAAGACAGCAACACCCUGCAAUGCAGACGGACUGUAUGAACACUGUCACAUCAAUGCAUACUGUGUGCAAAGAGGACUUAAUACCAUGUGUUUGUGCACGGAUGGAUAUGAUGGUGAUGGUCACUCCUGUUUACCCAUUGACCCCUGCCUGAAGAGCGACCGAGGAGGCUGUGAUACCAACGCACAGUGUGUGUAUGUGGGUCCAGGGAAUGCAUCGUGUUUAUGCAUGGAGGGUUGGUCAGGUGAUGGUAAAAUCUGCAUGGAGAUUAAUAACUGUCAGCUGGAGAGUCGAGGAGGCUGCAGUCCCAACGCCAUCUGUAAUCACAUCGGACCUGGGCAGAGCGAGUGCGUAUGCAAACUAGGUUACAUGGGGAAUGGUAUUGUGUGUGACCUCAUUGAUCCCUGCCUCCAGAGUAACGGAGGCUGCCAUGAAUUGGCAAAAUGUGAGAAGGGGAACGGAACGCACACUUGUAUCUGUCCAGAUGGCUACAUUGGAGACGGAAUCGUCUGCUAUGGAUCAAUAACGGAUGAGCUGGACAUGAACAUGAAGCUGUACUUUUUCAACCGCCUAAUUCAGGAAAAUCUAAAAUCUCACAACCCGAUGGACCUGAGUGGAAACAUCACAGCUUUGAUUCCGUCCAGAGAAGCUAUGAGAAACAUGACUUCAGCUCAGGACUUUUUCUGGACAAACAGACACCAUCUCCCUUACUUCCUAGGAGCCCACUUUCUGCAGGGAGUCUACUCUGUGGGAGAUCUGGACGGACUGGUGGGCAGAAAGCUUCCCACCCUUAACUCCCCUACACAUUGGGAGAUCAGCAACAGGAGUGGAGUAAUCUACAUUGGAAAUGCCUCCAUCAUUACCCACAACCUGCCUGCAGUCAAUGGCUACAUCCAUGUCAUAGACAAAGUUCUUGCUCCACCAAUCUCAGACAUCCCCCCUGAUCCCCCUAGCCUGAUGGAGUUCCUGAACACCACGUCCAACUUCACUCUCUUCAGACAGUAUGCUGAGAUUUAUAAUCUGUCAAUGGAUAUAAAAGAUGUUGGGUUCACCGUCCUGCUGCCUACAGAUGAUGCCAUCAGGCAGCACCUCAAUAGGACCAACUCAUCUACUCUGGACCCUGAUGUGUUUAAGUAUCAUGUGGUUUUAAGGGAGCUGCUCUUCCCUGAACAUGUGGCUGAUGGCACUAUAAAAGGCACUCUGCUUGGCUCUGACUAUGAGGUCCAGUUUCGCAUUAAUGACAACAACCAGACCAUCUUAAACGAUGUUCCUCUUGACGGCAGUCACAUUAACAUGCAGGAUGGUGUCGUCAUAGUCAUCCCUCAAGUCCUUAAAGUCGUACACAACAGAUGUGGCAAAGAGGUCAUCCUAAAAAUCAAUGGAAGAUGUACAGACUGUGCAGGACUGCCUCGAUGCACAUACGGCUACAAACCAAUUAAACAACAGUUUCCAGCCAACAUGAAACCUACCUGCAAAUACAGGAAGCGAAUUGGAUCUAGGAGGAAGUCUGUGCCUGGCUGUUCAAUGAAGUGUUAUAAGACAACCACGGAUCACUCCUGUUGCCCUGGAUACUACGGUCAUGAGUGUUACAAAUGUCCCGGAGACGUCGGCAACUGGUGCUCCAAUCACGGGACGUGUCUGGACGGUACCUUUGGCAAUGGGGAGUGCCGAUGUUACGAAGGUUUCCAUGGCACAGCAUGUGAGGACUGUGAGCCAGGACGAUACGGAGUCAACUGCACCUCCAAGUGUGCAUGUGCCCAUGGGAAGUGUGAUGAUGGUUUGGCAGGAAGUGGAAAGUGUAUGUGUUAUAAAGGCUGGAAAGGAGCCUCCUGCUCUGUUGAGAUCAAGGAUGAUGCCUGUAAAGGAACAUGUGAUGAGAAUGCUAACUGUAUAACAGGACCAAAGGGUUCAGCGGCCGUAUGUUUGUGCAUGGCAGGAUAUGAAGGCAAUGGAACCCACUGUAAAGAGGUGGACUUGUGCAGGAGGUCUAACGGGGGAUGCUCAGCAUUUGCUAUCUGCACAAAGGUGUCAGCAGGUGAAAGGACCUGUACCUGUAGAGAGGGGUACACCGGAGACGGGGUCGUCUGCCUGGAGAUAGACGGCUGUCUGGUGAAAAAUGGAGGCUGCCACCACUCUGCUGACUGCAUUAGAGCAGGCCCUAACAUCACAUCCUGCAGGUGUCAGUUUGGCUUCCAGGGAUCAGGACGGUUCUGUUACCCAGUCAAUCCCUGCAGAUUUAACAACGGUGGCUGUAGUCAGUAUGCUCGCUGUGUAUAUCUGACCCAGGGUCAAAGGAACUGCACCUGCCACAAUGGGCACAUUGGAGAUGGCUUUAAUUGCCGCGGAUCCACCAACAAUGAGAUCAUAAGGCAACCAGAGAACGGCUACUUUCGUCGAAUGAUGUCUGCGUCCAACACUCGUGCUCUUGUAGGUGACGGACCAUUCACUGUUUUUGUCCCUCAGGAAAAUACCACUCUAGACUCCGCUUUUGAGGAAUGGAAUCGCUAUGGCCGUCUGGAUGAGCUGGUUCGUUACCACAUUGUUUCCUGUGAGACUCUGACCCUGAGUGACCUCAAAACCACCAAGACUGUAGUCUCAACAUCAGGACUACCACUUCGCUUCAGCUUUCACAGCGGUUCAGUCUGGAUCAACAACAGUUCAAGAAUCGUGGAGAGCGAUUACACCACAUCAAACGGAGUCAUCCACCACAUCAGUAAACUGUUGACGCCUUACACAGUGCAAGACAAACCAAACCUCCGCUACACCAGGAUUAACCUCACCUCAGCAGCUCAGGUUUUUGGCUACACUCGCUUCUACAAACUCGUGCAGGAUGCUGGUUUAAUACCUGUCCUUCAGAAUAGCAUUCACCAGCCUUUCACCAUGUUCUGGCCCACAAACCAAGCGCUCGACUCCCUGCCAGCAGAAAGACAGCGCUGGCUCAACAGCCCCGACCACCGGGACCAACUGGCAGCCACAGUGAAGGCUCACAUCGUCCGUAGCUCAAAGUUGCUUGGUAUCAGUCAGCCGAGUAAAUACUCGUGGUAUCGGACCAUGCAUGGAUCCCAAAUCAAGUUCAGCUGUGACAAGACUGUGGUGGGGGAUAUUCUGAUCAAUGAAAAUGCAGCAAAGCUUGUGGAGCGCUUCAUGACCUUCAAAGAGGGUGUGGCUUAUGGCAUCGACCAGUUACUGGAGCUGCCCGGCCUGGGAGCACACUGUGAUGGCAUAGAGAACAGGACCACCAAAGGGCGCUGUGGAACUUGCGGAUACCCUCCAUCCUGCCCCUUCAGACACCAUGACACGGGAAAGAGGGAGAGCUGUGUAAAUCAUGGCACAAGGUUUGGGCGUCGCUACUCAUCACACUGGAAUUUUGACCUGGACGAUCAUUUCAACCGGAUGGGCUGUAGGAGAGUUUGCAACUUUGAGUCCUGGACAAACAAAUGCUGCAAAAACCACUAUGGUCGAGACUGUCAAGUUUGUCCAGGUGGUGUGGAAGCCCCUUGUGGUAAACAUGGAGAUUGUAACGAUGGUAUACAAGGUUCAGGAAGCUGCCGAUGCCACAAAGGCUUCAGAGGAAAAGCCUGUGAUCUGUGUCUCCCACAAUACUACGGCCCCAACUGCACAGCCUGCAAUUGUGUGCGUGGAAGGUGUGAUGAUGGCAUUGAUGGUUCAGGGUGCAUCUGCACUCCAGGCUGGGAGGGUGAUCGUUGCCAGAGAGAAAUAGGUGUUAUCCCAGAGGAGUGCCGGCAGUGCCAUUCAGACGCCGACUGCAUGCCAGGUGUUGGUUGUGUGUGUAAAUCUGGAUUUCAGGGGAAUGGCACCUUCUGCAGCCAAGAGCCACCUCCAGACCUCUGCGCUGAAUAUAACGGCGGCUGUCACCAGAACGCAGACUGUAACCAGACAGGACUGCUCGUCAACUGCACCUGUCGCAGCGGUUACCAAGGAGACGGUUACUCCUGUGAGCCUGUCGACAGGUGUAUUGAAGACAACGGUGGCUGCAGUGAAUUCGCUUCCUGCAAGUUCACUGGUCCAAAUGAGCGAGACUGUGAGUGCUUGCCAGGGUAUGUGGGUAAUGGAGUCCAGUGCUUGGAGAAGGUGGUGCCCCCUGUUGACCGCUGCCUGGAAGACAACGGGGGCUGUGACCCUGUGGCCACGUGCAAGGACCUGCAUUACCAUGCCAACACAGCUGGAGUGUUUCACCUGCGCUCUCCAGAGGGGAAAUACAAGAUGAACUUCAGUCAAGCUGACGCCGCCUGCCAGGCUGAAGGCGCCAUGCUGGCCAACUUCAAACAGAUGGGAGACGCACAGCAGCUGGGGAUGCAUCUGUGUGUGGCUGGCUGGCUGGAGGGAGGUAAAGUGGGAUAUCCUACCACCUUCCCCUCAGUCAGAUGUGGAGGAAACCACAUAGGCGUGGUGCUGUACAAAGACCCUGUGGACCAAAGCAGCAACUACGACGCCUACUGCUACAGGCUCACAGAUGUGUCCUGCACUUGUCCCUCUGGUUAUGUUGGAAAUGGAGACUUCUGUAACGGCGUGCUGACCAGCGUCCUCGCUACGUCCAGCAACUUCUCCAUUUUUUACAAGUUUUUGUUGGACUACAGUGGCUCGUCCAAUUUGGGCAAACAGCUGGUUGACUUUCUGUCUCAAAAGAAGUCUGAGGUCACACUGUUUGUUCCUCAUAACGGCGGCUUUACCCCAAACAAGACUCUGUCAGGUAGAGAUCUUGAGUAUCACAUCUCAGCAGAUAGCAGCAGACGACCAUUUAAGGAUCUGAAACACAACGAAGUCAUCAUAUCCAGGCUUGGGUUUAACCUGACAGUUACCCAUGGCAAAAACGAGAGCGUCAAACUAGUGAACAAGCGGUUGCUGCUGGACUGGGACAUACCUGCUAUAAAUGGGAUCAUCCACGUCAUUGAGGCUCCACUAACAGCACCGCCUCCUUCAAACUCCCAUUUUUCAUCACGAAGCCACACCCACUCCAGUGGAACAUUGUCUGCCAUCGUGGUGUGUCUACUGUUGGCAUGUGUGCUGGCUGUCCUUGGCUACUACGUCUUCAAACACAAGACGGACGCCUUCCGCUUCCACUACUUCAGAAAUGAUGAUGAGGAUGGUGCAGGUGGUAGUAAGAAACCCACACUGGUCUCCAUCCCCAACCCUCUGUACAGCGGCUCCAGAGCCUUCAGCGAGCCAUUUGGGGACGGAGGUCAGGGCGCUGAGUCAGCAGAACCUGAGGAACCUCCAAAGAUCCUGGACCUGGAACAAUAAAUCAAAGAAAACUAAAUGUUUACAAUCAAACCUGGUGCCUUUUUUCAUGAUUUAGAAUUCAACUCAUCUCUUCAUUUGUACCUGAAUGAGAAAUAAAAGUCGUUUGAUUUCUUUAAAUAAAUAA